Molecule: messenger RNA, 4898 nt
Organism: Heteronotia binoei (common prickly gecko)
Lineage: Eukaryota; Metazoa; Chordata; Lepidosauria; Squamata; Gekkonidae
Gene: KAT2A
Product: lysine acetyltransferase 2A
Biological process (GO): chromatin remodeling; positive regulation of transcription by RNA polymerase II
Cellular component (GO): nucleus; histone acetyltransferase complex
Molecular function (GO): histone H3 acetyltransferase activity; protein binding
Source: RefSeq, a predicted model, not a curated record
AUGCGUAGUGGUGUCCACGCGCCCACGCUCCGGAGGGUCCCGGGCAUCAUGGCGGAGCCGGAGAUCUCCACACAAGCUGCCCGGACCCCGCAGACUAGCGCUCCCUCAACCGCCACCGUGGCUGCGGCCUCAGCCCCACCGGCAACGGCGGGAGGCGGAGCUGGAGGAAGCAGCGGCAGCAGCGAUCCUGUUCGUCCGGGACUGAGCCAGCAACAACGCGCGAGCCAGCGCAAGGCGCAUGCGCGAAGCUUCCCGCGGGCAAAGAAGCUGGAAAAGCUGGGGGUAUUCUCAGCGUGUAAGGCAAAUGAUUCUUGCAAGUGUAAUGGCUGGAAGAACCCAAAUCCUCCUACGGCCCCCCGGAUGGAUCUGCAGCAGACGGUCACCAACCUUAACGAGCCCUGUCGUAGCUGUGGGCACACGCUUGCUGACCAUGUGUCUCACCUGGAGAAUGUCUCUGAGGAGGAGAUCAACCGACUCCUGGGGAUGGUAGUGGACGUGGAGAACCUUUUCAUGUCGGUGCACAAGGAAGAAGACACAGACACCAAGCAAGUUUACUUUUACCUCUUCAAGCUCCUCCGGAAAUGCAUCCUGCAGAUGAGCCGCCCAGUUGUGGAGGGUUCUCUUGGGAGCCCCCCAUUUGAAAAGCCAAACAUCGAACAGGGUGUCUUAAACUUUGUGCAGUACAAGUUCAGCCACCUGCCCACCAAGGAGCGGCAGACCAUGUUUGAGCUCUCCAAGAUGUUCCUUCUGUGCCUGAACUAUUGGAAGCUAGAAACGCCAUCCCAGUUUCGCCAGCGCUCUCAGAACGAUGAUGUGGCGACCUACAAGGUCAACUACACCCGGUGGCUGUGCUACUGCCACGUCCCCCAGAGCUGCGAUAGCCUCCCUCGCUACGAAACCACCCAGGUCUUUGGGCGCAACCUCCUCAAGUCCACUUUCACCGUAACUCGCCGACAGCUGCUGGAGAAGUUCCGGGUGGAGAAAGACAAGCUGGUCCCGGAGAAGCGGACCCUCAUCCUCACGCAUUUCCCUAAGUUUCUGUCGAUGCUGGAGGAAGAAAUCUACGGAGAGAGCUCCCCAAUCUGGGAGGCUGAUUUCACAAUGCCUGCAGCAGAGGGAGCCCCGCUUGUUCCCCGGCCAGCGAUCAGCACGGUUCCCGCAGCCAGCACGCCUCUCUUCAACAAGUCUUUGAGCUGCAGUUCCUCCUUGGCAUCCAUCAGCCUGGAUGGCAGUACCUUGGAAUCUGUGCCAGGUGAGAAGAGGAAGUUGCCUGAGAGCUUGACCAUCGAGGAUGCCAAGCGGAUCCGGGUGCUGGGUGACAUCCCGAUGGAGCUGGUCAACGAAGUGAUGCUGACGAUCACGGAUCCGGCGGCCAUGCUUGGGCCAGAGACUAGCCUGCUGUCUGCAAAUGCAGCCCGGGAUGAGACGGCUCGCCUGGAGGAGCGCCGUGGCAUCAUCGAGUUCCACGUCAUUGGCAACUCCCUCUCUCAGAAGUCCAACAAGAAGAUCCUCAUGUGGUUGGUCGGCUUGCAGAAUGUUUUUUCGCACCAGCUGCCGCGCAUGCCCAAGGAGUACAUCACCCGCUUGGUUUUUGACCCCAAACACAAGACGUUAGCCCUGAUCAAGGAUGGCCGAGUGAUCGGAGGCAUCUGCUUCCGGAUGUUCCCCACUCAGGGCUUCACGGAGAUCGUCUUUUGUGCUGUGACAUCCAACGAGCAAGUCAAGGGCUAUGGGACCCAUCUGAUGAAUCAUCUUAAAGAAUACCACAUCAAACACAGCAUCCUGUAUUUCCUCACCUAUGCUGAUGAAUACGCCAUUGGCUACUUCAAGAAGCAGGGCUUCUCCAAAGACAUCAAAGUCCCCAAGAGCCGGUACUUGGGUUACAUCAAGGACUACGAGGGAGCCACCUUGAUGGAGUGUGAGCUGAACCCUCGGAUCCCCUACACAGAGCUCUCCCACAUCAUUAAGAAGCAGAAAGAGAUUAUCAAGAAGUUGAUUGAGCGGAAGCAGGCCCAGAUCCGCAAGGUCUAUCCUGGCCUCACGUGCUUCAAGGAGGGUGUUCGGCACAUCCCUAUCGAAAGCAUUCCAGGCAUCCGGGAGACGGGAUGGAAGCCCAUGGGGAAGGAGAAAGGGAAAGAGCUCAAAGACCCGGACCAGCUGUAUACCACUUUGAAAAAUCUCCUUGCACAAAUCAAGACUCACCCCAGCGCCUGGCCAUUCAUGGAACCAGUAAAGAAGUCUGAGGCUCCUGAUUACUAUGAAAUCAUCCGUUUUCCCAUUGACCUCAAGACGAUGACGGAGCGCUUAAAGAACCGCUAUUACGUCACAAAGAAGCUCUUCAUCGCUGACUUGCAGCGCAUCAUCACCAACUGCCGCGAGUACAACCCGCCCGAGAGCGACUACUGUAAGUGUGCCAACACCCUGGAGAAGUUCUUCUACUUCAAGCUCAAAGAAGGGGGGCUCAUCGACAAGUAGGGAGUGCCAAACCCCACCUCACACAUACACACACACACACCCUUCCCUUCUGUGUGAGAUUUCCACCUCAGUCCUUUUGUCGAAAACUCUUCUGGCUCGUAAACAGCCGGACUUUUUCCUCGCUGCCUUCCACCGCGUCUCACGCACAAGUCCAGAUGUAGGUGGCUGGAUGUGAGGGGGUUUCCCCUAAUGUGAUCGGAGAGAGGGCUGGGGACACAGACUAUCGGCUCAUCCUUCACCCUCCAACAGACUGGGAUGCGCAACUUCAGCUGUGUUAAUUUCUGAGCCUUAUCACUCCGUCCAUCGGGUCUUCCUUUCCAGACGAGCUUGAAGAGGAGGGAGUACUUUGGGAGAUCCAGGAUCCUUGUGUUGAUAUUUGGGGUCGAACAAAGGCCCCACCACGGUCCUCAUCCCUCCUUUGUUUUCCCACUCGUGGUUUAUUCCCCCCCCCCCCGCAUCUCGUUCCCUACCUCCCAACUUGGGGGGCUUACACUCCACCCUUCCUUUCCCCAGUUUCAGCCGUUUCCUCUUGACAUGUGAAUGUAGACAUGAAGAGUUUAAAAAGAAGGGCCAGGGCAGGGUGGGGAGAUUGCCACAGGUUGAAGCAGUAGGGAGUUUCUCCUCAGUUGGGCACAACUAGAUAGAAAUGAUCUGGCCCUGUCCCCUUCCUCUUGGCCAGUUUACACAGUAUCCCACUGCCUGCAGAGAGAAGAAACCUUUGAGCCUCGGGAUCCAUGGUAUCUGGCUUCAGGAGGCAGGCAAGUGAACAAAGGAGGAAAGGAAGCUCCCAGAGGGCUUUCAUCCUUCAGAAGCCUAGCCAGCUGCCAGCCACUGAAAUUCAAUAAAUGUGGGGGUGUGGGAGGGGUGCUUCCUUGGUGGUGGAAGGUUGAAGGCUCCCUCAUACCUUGCAAUCACUGAAGGAAUGUGUCCUGAGGGGGUUACCAGUAACUCCGGAGUUGUGUUUUUCUGGGUUUGUCCCUACUCAUGGCUCACAUGGAGACACAACUUCACCCCACCCCCGUCACAGAGCUGCCUGAUGCCCCCCCCUUGAGCCCCUCUUCCCCCAACUUCAGAGUCAUUCCUGAGCGUUUCCCUUUGUCGCCAAGCACUUAUUGAACUGGCCACCUCUUUUGUACAACAUAACCAAAUUUUGAUGGUUGUUUCUGCACUUAGGACUCUUGCCCACGUGUGCCAAAAUGUCAGGCCCCUCUAGGGCUGGGCCCCCCUUGGAGCGUAUCAGCAGCUGUAUUCCGCCCCCCCCCCCGACACAUACAAACACGCACAAGUUGUCUCCUUGACAGCCACGUGGUUCGGUUCCAUAGAGGGGCACUCAGUUUGAGAUGUUUAACUAGAAAUUAGUGCAUUGUCCAACAAUUUGUGGUAAAUGAGCAAGCGCGCCUCUUCUCGUGUAAUUUUUGGGACAGUUAAUAUCUGUGCCACCUUGUGGAAAAACUGAAAUAGCGCUUUUUUGCACGUGCUGACGUACCAGCUCCUUUAUCUGUGGCAGCUGUAUCUAUAUGUGGGGUUAAUAUGAACCCUGGAAGAAUUAUUAAAGCAUCGGGAUAUAUAAUUGUGUUAUGGGAGAGCAAAUCAUAAAAGCUGCUGGGUGGUAAUGCCUUUUGCUGGUGGGCUGUUCUGAGGUGGUGCUUUAGCUGCCCUCUGCUUUUCAGUUCCUCUGCACUGCCGGAAACCAGAGAGGAAGUGGAGAGUUUCACUUCCUCCUUCGAUUCGCUUCUCUCUCCCUUCUUGCCGUUUGAUUCAACUGAGACAUUUCAGGAAGCGGGGGGGGGGGGCGUGGAGAGAGAGAACUGGCAGGCAGCUUGGAGGCCAGGUGCUGCUGCUCCAGUUGCCAAUAAUUGAUAUAAAUUCCCUUUUGAUUCCUGCUGCUUGGUGACUUGUCAGGCGAGAACCCAUAACUGAGGCUGGAGUACCUGUUUCUAGGGCCCCCCCUUUUCUGCCUGGCUGAGGGUGUCCAGUAACCUGGUCUAAGUUUGGUGUAGAACAUAACCUCCAGCUGCAAUCCAGGCAUCUGUUGAUAUGCAUCAAAGCAGAAUCUUUUGGCCACAUUCCUGGUGGAAAGAGGUUAAAUCUUUCCCGUUCUCUUUUCGCCCAGCCCUUCAACUUUGUUCAAGCCCCAUUCUCUCGUUCCCCUUUCCUUUAAUUACAAGAGAGAGAUUUUCCUUCAUGUGCCUCCAAGGAACUUUGUAAUAGGGAAACGGUGAGGAGGAAAGCAUUUCAGUGACGUUCCAGCUGCCUUCUCUCACGUGACUGUUGCCUUAUUAUUGCCACCACAUUUUGUGUGCUUAAUCUAUACAACUGCAGAGCUUCACUCUGCCAUUUUGGGCCUUUCAGUAAUGUUGCCAUUCCAUUUUUUUAACAUUUAAAAGGGAAAGAAAAUAAAGAACAUAUCCACAAUAAAAAAA